Messenger RNA from Aspergillus ibericus CBS 121593, 731 nucleotides. RefSeq names its product putative NADH-ubiquinone oxidoreductase B14 subunit. Bases 99 to 470 code for a protein of 123 amino acids. The record is from RefSeq and is a predicted model, not a curated record. NCBI's taxonomy places the organism in Eukaryota, Fungi, Ascomycota, Eurotiomycetes, Eurotiales, Aspergillaceae. The transcript is spliced from 4 exons. Gene Ontology annotation, biological process: response to oxidative stress.
CAUCGACUUCCUUCCUCCCCAUUCGCUCCCCCGCGCUCUCCUCCCUCUCUCUCCCACCCAGUGUGCCAUUGUCGAGUGUCUCCUCGGCCGCAUUCAAGAUGACCAUCAACCCGACCUUCCUUGCGCAGCGCACGCGCUCCUCUGCCAACUGGGGCGAUGCGAAGCGUCGUGUCCUCAAGACCUACAGGGAAUGGCUUAGAGCGUCCCCCGAGAUUCAGACCAUGUACUCUCUGAACAUGCCCGUCUCCGUGAUCCGGACCAAGAUCCGCCAGGAAUUCGAGAAGCACCGCUACGUCCAGCAGCUGAAUGUUGUCGAUGUGCUGCUGUACCAGAGCCACGCUGAGUUCCAGGAAACCCUCAACUACUGGAAGCAGCUGUCGCAUGUGAUGAAGUACUUCCGGCCCGAGGAGGACCCCGGUGCUCGGCUACCCCCCAACUUCAUCUCGGGCUUCUUGGAAGGCCGCAAUUGAUUGUCAUUUAUCAUACCUCGUAUUAUCUUUUUUUUCCCGUUAUCCUUAGCAUUGAACGUUAUUAGGCUCUGGCUCUGGCUGUGGCUCUGGGCUGAUGCCGAUAGAGUGUUAUGUAAAUAUUGUCGGAUUGAUGGUUUGCUCUGUUUGGUAGAUAUGUAGAGUAAGACGGAUAUGCAUGCUGCCAUUGUACUGCAACAAGUCUAUGCAGUGUAUCUAGACCGCUACUUUUAUAUACAACCCAACAAUACGAAAACGCAACAA